Messenger RNA from Polypterus senegalus (gray bichir), 5373 nucleotides. RefSeq names its product Rho GTPase activating protein 10 (gene arhgap10). Gene Ontology annotation, cellular component: cytoplasm. The transcript has 23 exons. NCBI's taxonomy places the organism in Eukaryota, Metazoa, Chordata, Cladistia, Polypteriformes, Polypteridae. Gene Ontology annotation, molecular function: GTPase activator activity; protein binding. The record is from RefSeq and is a predicted model, not a curated record. The coding region runs from base 350 to 2659 and encodes 769 amino acids. Gene Ontology annotation, biological process: signal transduction.
AUAGGAGAAGGGAGAGCGCGGCUUGACUCCACCCCUUGCAUUCGGGCGUGACCCAGUUAGUUCCAGGGCGCCUGCUGGUGCUGCUAGUCUGUUUGCUCUUCUUCCAAGACCUCAGGACACCGACAAAGUUCUCUGGCAGGAGGCGUUACGUAGGCAGGAAACUGAAGUCGAGUCGCUUCGGUUUCUUAUCUCUUAGCUGCUCGCCCUUUGGUUCGGCUUGAUUUUGUUUCCUCGCUGCUCUCUCCUGUCAUAAGUGUUCUCCUGCUUUGACUUGACUCAGUUAUUUUUUUUUUCUUGUUCUCACACAUCCCUUACGCCGUAGUGGACUUAAACCAAAGAAGAGCCGAAAAUGGGACUGCACCCUUUGGAGUUUAGUGAUUGCUAUCUGGAUAGCCCUAAGUUCCGGGAAAGAAUCCGCGCUCACGAACUGGAACUGGAAAAGACCAACAGGUUUAUCAAGGAGCUCCAGAAAGAUGGAAAAAACCUCUUCGCUGCCACCAAGAAUAUCAUCGCAGCUCAACGCAAGUUUGCCCAGACUCUGUCCGACUUUAAAUUUGAGUACAUUGGAGAUGCCAAGACUGACGACGAGAAGUGCAUCGACGAAUCUCUUCAUGAAUUUUCUGUCUUCCUCAAAAACCUUGAGGACCAAAGAGAAAUUAUGAUGAUCAACAUCAAUGAAACACUUCUAAAGCCUCUGGAGAAAUUUCGAAAGGAGCAGCUGGGAGCAGCCAAGGAAGAAAGGAAGAAAUACGAGAAGGAAACAGAGAAGUACUGCACAGCCUUGGACAAGCUUCUCAAUUUGUCAGCCAAGAAGAAGGACCAACAGCUCCAGGAGGCAGACGUCCAGGUGGAGCAGAUGAAGCAGCAUUUUCACGAGGAGUCCCUGGAGUACAUCUACAAACUGCAAGAGAUCCAGGAAAGAAAGAAGUUUGAAUGUGUGGAGCCUAUGGUGGCAUUUUUCCAGGGUGUCUUCACCUUCUACCAUCAGGGCUAUGAACUGGCGAAUGAUUUCAACCAUUACAAAACCGAACUGCAGAUCAACAUCCAGAACACACGAAAUCGCUUUGAAGGCACCCGAUCUGAAGUGAUUGAGCUGAAGAAUAAAGUCAAACAGAAUCCGCAAGAACACCUGCAGACAAGCCGUCUUUGCACCGAGGGCUAUUUGUAUGUGCAGGAGAAAAGGCCUCCACCAUUUGGCUCCAGCUGGGUUAAGAAGUACUGCACUUACAUGAAAGAGCAGAAAAUCUUCAACAUGUUUUCCUUUGACCCUCGAUCUGGUGGGAAGAUGGGUGAGCCGGAGUCUGUCAUCUUGAAAUCCUGUACUAAAAAGCCCAUGGACUCCAUUGACAGGAGGUUUUGCUUGGAGAUCGAAGUCACAGACCGACAAGGACUCGUCAUCACUGUCCAGGCUUUGUCUGAAGAAGACCGAAAGCAGUGGAUGGAGGCGAUGGGUGGCAAGGAGUCUGUGAGCACCCUUUGCCGAACCUAUGCAAAAAGAGAAGGAAUUGAGGCCCACCUGAAUGAAGUCGGCUUUUCACUCGUGAGGAACUGCAUCCGUGCUGUCGAGUCAAGAGGGAUUAAGGAUCAGGGGCUGUACAGAGUUGUUGGUGUCAGCUCCCGGGUUCAAAAACUACUGAACAUUUUAAUUGAUGAGAAGAGCUACACAGAGGUGGAUCUUUCAGCCUCAGAAGAUUGGGAAAUUAAGACCGUGACCAGCGCUCUGAAGCAGUACUUGCGGAGCCUCCCUGAGCCACUGAUGACGUACGGUUUAUACAAAGAAUUCAUCGUCCCUGCCAAAUGCGGAACUCCUGAGUCCAGAGUGCACGCCAUCCAUUAUUUGGUGCAUAAACUUCCAGAAGAAAACCGGGAGAUGCUGGAUAUGCUAAUACGACACCUGGCCAAAGUUUCAGAAAACUGCAAAGAGAAUUUAAUGACCGUUGCAAACUUAGGUGUCGUGUUUGGGCCGACCUUAAUGAGAUCUGAGGAAGAGACAGUGGCAGCAAUCAUGGACCUCAAGUUCCAGAACAUUGUGGUAGAAAUUCUAAUAGAAAAUUAUGAGACGAUUUUCAAGACGGUUCCCAAUAGCUCCUGCACAGCAGCCCUCUCCUCCUCACCUUCUGCUCCUCCCCGGCUCUCGAGGAGGCAGAGUCAGCGCCAGAACAGACCCUUGGCUGUGUAUAACCCACAAAUGGAGCUUCAACCAGCUGAAUGCCCAAAUUCUGUGAGAGAAGACACUCUAGUGGACAGCACCGAGUCCGUGUCCUCACAUUCUUCUAAUGCCACAACAUCCUCUGCAUCUGGCAGCCCACCAGAGAAGGCGAAGAACCGUCGGCGCUCCAGUGGUGGGGAGUUCUUCGAUUUGGACAGUCACUCCUUCAUUUCCUGGCUGAAUAUCCCGUCACCAACCUCACCUGCCUCUCCGAAUGAGAACUUCCUGUUUAUGUCAACUAACAUCCAAGAUGACAAGUCAAGUCAAAGGGACGUCUGCCGGAGAGCGCGAGCGAAGUUUUCUUGUGAGGCUGGACAUAGCUCUGAGCUGUCAUUCCAAGUGGGAGCCAUAUUUGAAGACGUCGUGACUUCGAAGGAGCCGGGCUGGCUGGAAGGAAGUCUUAAUGGAAAGAGAGGCCUCAUCCCCGAGAACUACGUGGAGUUCCUAUAGCUGGCAGACUUGAGCCUGUCUAUUAUACAUGGUAUCCAUGAUGUACAGUAUGGCCGCAUUUGUUCAUUUUCUCUGUUUGCCCCUUUCUGUAUAUAUUGUAUAAGGUGCCAACCUCAGGAAUCACACCUCACCAGAUACAUGAGAGAGGAGAGAAUCGGCAUAGUGGAUGUACAGGACAGACGGAUAAAGUGAGGGUACAGUGCAUGGUAUGGUGUAUUAUGGGGUACACAGUAUACAGUAUGCACCAUAUAGUCUAUCACCCACCGCAUGUCCUCACAGUAUACACCGUACUGUAGCUGGUGGUCAUGUAAAUGGCACAGUAAAUGGUAUACCACAGCAUGUAUGUAUGUAUGUACUGUGUGGCCGUUGGUCCUACCAUGUACAGGUAUGUGGUGCGUAGAGCAGUGCCAACAGUUUAUAUCACACUGCUGCUGGCGAUGAUGUACAUGGCAUAUAGUGUACAGCAAAGAGUAUAUCAUGGUAAGCACAGGGCAGACGAGACUGCACUUGGUGAUACAGCGUACCACACGUAGCGUACCACGGUGUGGAGAACACAGGAUUUACUGUACUGCAGCUGGUGAGGGUGCGUAUGGAGUGGAGUGUACAGCAAACUGUACAUCACAGUGUUUACAGCUCUAUACAGUAUUAUAGGGUGUGACACAGUGUGUGUGCGGUAUAGAGUGUAGAGCAGACGAUAUAUAGUACAGUAUGUACAGUAUACUCUAUAAUACAGGUGGGGACACUGUGUAUGGUAUAUAAUGUACAGUAAACAAUAUAUAGUACAUUAUGUACAGUGUAGGCUAAAAUACAGUGCAUAUAGUGUACAGCAAAUGAUAUAUAGUACAGUAUGUACAUUUUAUGCCAUAUUACAGGUGGUGACACAGUGUAAAUAGUGUACAACAAAUGAUAUAUAGUACAUUAUGUGCAGUAUAGACUAUAAUACAGGUGGUGACACAGUGUGUAUGGUAUAUGAUGUACAGUAAACAAUAUAUAGUACAAUAAAUGAUAUAUAGUACAGUAUGUACAGUAUAUGCCCCAUUACAGGUGGUGACACAGUGUGUGUAUGUGGUACUGUAUGUAGUGUACAGCUCACCCUAUAUCGUAGUUGGUGACGCAGUGUACUCGAUGUCUAAAUGACAUUCUAUAAUAUGUAGAGUGUGGCGUACAGCAGAGCUCAAGUCGGGUGUCUUCAUUGCAGGGCGCACUUCAUUUCAGUUGGUGAUGCGGUGUUUUGUGUGCAGGACUGACGACCCUUGAGUUGGCUACACAGGGCAGCGAGGGUGUGUGGUGGGCAAGUGGGCCGAUGAUGCGUCUCAUGGCCGUUCCCUCCGUAGUCUGCCAGGCUUACUGGAGAGGAGGUCGCUGUGCCCAGAGCUCUUCAGGCUCCCCGCAGGGCUGAGCACACACGCAGGCAGUCUGCCAGAUGUCACCUUUAUGUCAUCGUCACCGGGGCUAACUAACUGCAGUAAGUGCGGUGGUCUGUUCCUGUUGCCCGGUGACUGACGUACAGGACGUCGCACACAGUGUGUGUUGUGACACCCCCCGUGUGUAAUUUGGUAGGGCGUUGAUCACAUCCAGUAAAGGGCGCAGAGUGAGGUCUGCCGGACUGUGCCACGUGGUGCCCAGUCUUGUACGUGUCGUGCGGGUGAUGCCGCUGUAUGCACUACUGUAUACUGUCUACUGUAUUUAUAUUUAGGAGGGUGAGAGCAGCUAGAGAGCCAACCACUGGAACUUGUCACUGUUGUCAUUGUCAUUAAUGUGACAUUUUUGUUUUUAAUUUUUUUUUUAAAUGCUGAUAAGCUAACUUGUAUUUGAUUUCAGGCUGGUUGAAAAGCAAAAUCCAAACGAUUCUAAUUUUAAAUCUGAAGUUUCUGCAUGACUUCUUUUUUUUUUUUACCUAAUUUUAAACCUUCUAUGUUAAAAUAUGUAAAUAAAUAAAUUAAAAUGUCAAAUGUUACAAAAAUUCUCUAUGUGUAAAGGAAGUCCAGCUGAAUGUAAUGACAUCUCUGCUGCUUGUCUGCCACAAUUUCACAUUGGCUGAGGUGACGCCAUCUUUCAAGAGCGCAGGAGGAGGUCCCACCAGGUGGCACCAUGUCAUGAAUGGCCGCUGAGAGCCCACUGUCUGACUCUUGGCAUUGACAUUUGUCACCUUUUGGGCCAGUGAAGGCCCUGCACAGAGGGUCGGCAUGCUGAAACCAUCAAGCACCCUGGCACACGUGGCACAGGGGGCCUCCCUCUCGGUUCAGGUCUCUUCCACAGCAUGAGGAGCAGCAACUGGAAAGACUGGGAAUGUUUGAAAAGUAGGAGGUGAGCCGCGCGCUGCGGACAGAAGUUUGGAUCGGUGGCCUUGACACCACGAUACUGGGACACCGGGACAGGCAGGGACGCUCCUCGAAAUCUGGAUGGGUGUUUAUGUGAGGGUGUGUGCGUCACGCAAGGGGUCUAAGAUUUAGGAGCUCAUCAGGAUUGUGCCAUUGCACAGGGCACCGCUGCCAAACACCUCAUCUCCUUGGACUUCCAGGGUCUUCACACCGCUCCGCACGCUACACAGGGGGCGCCCACUCAGUGUUUAGGGAGAUUUUAAGACUAAGCCUUGUCUGAUGAAAGCGUCAGAAAUGAAGCAAACGCUAGUGUGUGCUGUUGUUGUACAGUGUCACCAUUGGUGACGUCCAAGUGGCUGUGUCUAUGCCAAUAAAGUGACUUUGUCCAUCUUA